Molecule: messenger RNA, 207 nt
Organism: Diuraphis noxia (Russian wheat aphid)
Lineage: Eukaryota; Metazoa; Arthropoda; Insecta; Hemiptera; Aphididae
Source: RefSeq, a predicted model, not a curated record
AUAACAAAUUAUAAAUGUUCAAAUAUUGAAAAUGUUMCAGUUAAGGAUAGGUGGAGGUUUAGUGAAGCUGGUAUUAAGUUGUAUACAAGUGAAAAGUCAAAAGCCCAGACAUUGAAUGUUAGCUUGAAUCAGACCAUGCAGUCAAUAUUUGAUACGAUGCUACAAGACCCAGGACGUCGUACAAUCAAAAGUAAAAUAAUAGGCUAA